GGGUCAUUCUAAAGAUUAUAUACUAUAUAUAUAGCAAGAGUAAAACUAAAAAUAACAGGGCUACUGUGACGUGAUGUCAGGUGGUUGAAAAAUUGAAAAAAAUGAAUUAUAAAAAUUCCAGUGGACCACGGGACUGGCUUGUUUAGUGGGUGUACGGAGUACCGCGUUCCACACCCUCUCACUCUCUCUGUUGAUUCAACGUCCGAGCGACGAGUCCAGACCGGGGAAGCCAAGUCGAGAAAUCAUGUUUCCGGUCUCUUACUCCUCCGAUAAGCCAGCGAACGGAUCGCCCGUGAGUUGUACUGCAGCUCCGUGAACAGGGUUCAGGAACUGCCGUCCUUCCUUUUAUAUUUUAUCUUUCUACUUAUUCUUUUUUUUAUCUUUCUUCUUUCUUCUCCCACCCCUCCGAUUUAUUUUUUUUGUUCCUUUCUCUCUCUCUGUCUCCUUUGGCCACUCAACCUCGUUCAUAUCCUCCGUUUCCUUUUUCAUCGGCACUUCUCUCUUCCCUGAUCCUUGUCGGAUCACUCGGUGCAGAAUGGUCCUGAUCGACAAGCAUGUAUACACCUCACGGGAGGAGGAGCGAUUGAAGGAAGAUAAAGAGCGGACGCGGUACUGGAAGAGAUGGGGACCGUACGUGGCCGAAAGGCAAUGGGCCACCGUGCGAGAGGAUUAUUCGGAAAAUGGUGAUGCGUGGAGCUACUUCUCCCAUGAGCACGCUCGGUCGCGAACAUAUCGCUGGGGCGAAGAUGGAAUCGCCGGUGUCUCUGAUACCCAUAACCUGCAGAACAUUGCCUUUGCUUUCUGGAACGAAAAGGACGAUUUUCUAAAGGAACGUUUGUUCGGCUUGUCAAACCCCCAAGGGAACCAUGGAGAGAGUAUCAAAGAAGCUCAUUUCCAUCUUGAUAAUACUCCGACGCAUUCAUACAUGAAAUACCUCUACAAGUAUCCUCAAAAGAAGUUUCCUUACCAAGAUCUCAGGGACGAGAAUGCCCGUCGAUCGAGAUUGGAGCGCGAGUAUCAAAUCCUCGACACCGGCGCCUUUGACGACAACCGCUACUGGGAUAUAUUCAUUGAGACGGCCAAGGAGGAUGACGACGAAGAGGAGCUCAGCUUUCGCGUCAUUGCCUACAACCGAGGCCCCGAGCCAGCUCCCUUGCACAUUGUUCCCCAUGUGUGGUUCAGAAACACCUGGUCCUGGGGCUAUGAGGACCAGUCUCAGAAGCCUUCUAUCAAGAAGCUUGACUCUCUCACAGCCAAGUCCUCCCACAAAAAGCUAGGGGAAAGAUAUGUGCGGUUCGCCCCAUCUCCAUCGACAGAAAGCGACCAAGAGGAUAUCUUGCCGAAGAUGCUCUUCACAGAAAACGAGACAAAUAACGAGCUCCUCUGGGGGUCUAAAAAUGAUCAACCGUAUGUGAAGGAUGCAUUCCAUCGCCACAUUGUCAAUGAUGAAAAGGACGCCAUCAAUCCUGCAAAUGAAGGUACCAAGUUCGCUGCUUGGUAUGCCUUCGAUCAGGGUGAUGGAAUCCCUCCAGGCGAGUGUGCUGUUGUCCGUUUCAGCCUGUCCCGGAAGCCGGGCCAGCUUGACGAAAUUGAAUUGGAUGACACUAUGGAGCAGCGUAAAGCUGAGGCCGACGACUUCUACUGGCAUAUCAGCCCGCUGCCCAUGAGUGACGACCUACGAAACAUCCAAAGACAGGCAUUUGCUGGCAUGAUGUGGACGAAGCAGUUCUAUCACUUUGUCUGGGAUCAAUGGGCAAAUGGAGAUCCCGCAAUGAUCCCGCCUCCCCCGGGCAGGAAGCACGUUCGGAACCAGCAGUGGAAACAUUUGUACAUGGACGACAUUCUCUCGAUGCCCGACUCCUGGGAGUAUCCAUUUUUCGCGGCAUGGGACACUGCCUUUCACUGUAUCCCUCUAGCAAUGAUCGACCCUGAGUUCGCCAAGAAGCAGUUAGAUCUCCUUACUCGAGAAUGGUACAUGCAUCCCAACGGACAACUGGCCGCGUACGAAUGGAACUUCGGCGAUGUGAAUCCUCCUGUUCAUGCAUGGGCCACAUUCCGAGUCUUCAAGAUCGAACGAAAGAUGUACGGGAGGCAGGAUCUUGACUUCCUAGAACGGGUGUUUCAAAAGCUACUCCUCAACUUUACGUGGUGGGUUAACCGUAAAGACUCAGAGGGAAAGAAUGUCUUUGAAGGAGGAUUCCUCGGGCUGGAUAAUAUCGGGCUGUUCAACCGCUCCGAGCCUCUUCCCACUGGAGGCGUCUUAGAGCAGGCAGACAGCACUGGUUGGAUGGCAUUCUAUUGCUUAUGCAUGCUCAACAUGGCCUUAGAAUUGGCCAAGCACCGACGAAUCUACGAAGAUAUUGCGUCCAAAUUCUUUGAGCAUUUCAUUCUUAUCAGUGAUGCCAUGACAUUCAGAUCUGGAGGCCAGGAGACUUCUCUGUGGAAUGAAGAAGAUGGGUUCUAUUAUGAUGCUAUAUCUUACGGCGAACCAUGGACCCAACAACUCCCCGUGAGGUCCCUCGUUGGUCUGAUCCCGCUAUAUGGUGUUCUCACGCUUGAGCCCGAAUUGAUCAACCAGUUCCCUUCUUUCAAGCGCCGACUGGAGUGGUUCAUUGAGAACAGGCAGGAUGUCGCCGAGCGCAACAUUGCCAGCAUGAAACGUCGUGGAAAAGACGACCGUCUCCUUCUGGCCCUGGUCAGCAAAGAACGCCUAGAAAAGAUCUUGAAAAGAAUGCUUGACGAAACCGAGUUUUUGUCCGAACAUGGUAUCCGCUCCAUGUCCAAAUACCAUGGCGAGCAUCCGUAUUCGAUGACAGUCAACGGCCAGGAGUUCCGUGUUAACUAUGUCCCUGGUGACUCAGACAGUGCUCUCUUUGGAGGAAACAGCAACUGGCGCGGACCAGUCUGGCUGUGCGUCAAUUUCCUGCUGGUCGAGUCGCUGCUGCGCUUUUACAUGUUCUACGGCGAUAAAUUCCAAGUUGAAUGCCCCACAGGAUCUGGAGAGUAUAUGCAUCUCGGGCAAAUUGCCGAGGAAAUCCAGCAUCGGUUGCAGCACUUGUUCGCUCGUAAUGAUGAAGGACGCCGAGCGGUGCAUGAUAAUUCCGACCUACUCGACUUUGACGAGCACUGGAAAGACUACAUGUGGUUCCAUGAGUUCUUCGACGGUGACACUGGCCGGGGCCUUGGAGCAUCUCACCAAUGCGGUUGGACUGGCUUGAUCGCCAAGAUCAUCCAUGACACUGGAAUAAACUGCCGUAUUCCACAAACGCCUCGUACCCCAUUCGCCGCUGCAUCACAUUACUUUGAUGACAUCUUCAGCCGAUCCCGAUCACGCGGUGGUAGUCGACGACCCAGCGGUAUUCGUCGCUCGUCCACCAGUCGGUCCAUUGGGAACAGAAGCGACUUCGAAUCAGCCUUUGGUGACACUACGGCGACAGGAAGCGUAGUUGACGACGAUGAAAAAUACCAGGACAUGAACGACCAUGUUUCGCAUUAUGUACAGAAUGAAUUACAGCGGGUGAGAAGUCAUGUAUCGAUGGGCGCAUACGAAGAUGAGUUCGGGACGCAAGCCGACCAGAAACCGAACGGCCAUUGAGUGCCGGGUAUAUGGACGGAUUGUGCGAGGAUAUCAUAUAGGGAGAAUGUUGACCGGAUAGGAGUAGCUCUCUCUCUCUCUCUCUAUAUACAUGUGGAUUGGGUGUCAUUGAGCCAUGGAACUAUACUAUAUAUGCAUAUAGAACCCUGGGAUUUAUAGGUUGGAUUGUGUUGGAGCAAUUGAGCUCAUAACCAUUUCUUUCUAUAUAUAUUCCCAACCUCCUUCCUUACUUCCUCCAAAUUCUACACCUUCUUUCCUGGCUGUAUUUCCUCUUGUCUUGCGGAAGGGUACGGAGUAGGUGAAAAGCGUGAUGGUUUUUAUUCACUUAAAUGCGUAGCACUCUGUCAAGAGUAAUGGGGGAAUGUCACUUGCACAUUGGUAUAAAUUGGCUAGGACGGUGAUGGGUAAGAAAACUCGUAGCUGUCUUCAUUUACCUACCGAUAUCGGGGUAUUAACCUACUGGGUUA
Molecule: messenger RNA, 4062 nt
Organism: Aspergillus alliaceus
Lineage: Eukaryota; Fungi; Ascomycota; Eurotiomycetes; Eurotiales; Aspergillaceae
Exons: 9
Coding region: 536-3595 (1019 amino acids)
Biological process (GO): protein N-linked glycosylation; oligosaccharide metabolic process
Cellular component (GO): endoplasmic reticulum membrane
Molecular function (GO): Glc3Man9GlcNAc2 oligosaccharide glucosidase activity
Source: RefSeq, a predicted model, not a curated record